AUGAAGCGGGGGCCGACGAAGGGGUUCGUCCGCGAGAAGCUCGAACGGGAAAUGCUGGUGCCCACCCAGUCGCUGACGCCGACGUCGACACUACCACACAUCAGUCCGCCAGCAGCGCCGCUAAUCCCCCAGGGACCCCAGCUCCUGAAAAACGUACCCAUCAAGCUUCCGCCCCUCUUUCCCUCGAUCAAGUCGGAGGCGCCGCCCCUCGCUAUGGACCGCAACACCAGCCCUCCCAUCCUGGGCCCGUUCUGGAAGGUCCCCUACGAAAUGCCGACGCCUCAGGCGCCAGUGCUACGUCGGAAACUGCUGGUGGAAUCCUUACUGAGCACCCUGACCCUGGGAGUGCCUCGUAUCCCAGUGCCGCUGGACAGCGCGCUCUACCUGGACUCGGACGACGACUUCUACAGUGUGCGGCUGCGAGGACCGCUUCUGGGGCUGAACCUGCCUCGUAACUCAGUGCUGCUGUUGCUGCUGCUCAACGGACGUAUCAAAAAGGUCACCCUUUCGUCCCAUCUGCCACAGAUAGCCACCACCCCCACCGUGGGGACAUCAGUGCCUCCUGAACCACUCGAACAAAAUAUCCGCACCUACUAUCACCAGAUACACGGGGACUUCCCCAUCUUGACCAACGAUAAUGGUGCGAUCCCGCGAUUUCUCGAGUCGAUAUCCGUCGACGACGAACGCAGCGUUAAGAUUGCUCAGCUCUUUGCCCAAGCACUCGCAAACUUGAUCCACUACCGUCAGGCUCAUGUAUCCGAUCAUGUGGCCAUUCUUUCCCGCCUCGCUGACAUGCCGUGUCUCGGGCUUCCCCAACCUGUUUUAAUUCUAUUCAUGGCGACAUUUCUUCUUACCAACUACGCUCUAUUCUUAGCCGGUGAAAACUACUCCAUUGGCAUUGGUAUGAGUGUACUGGUGUUUCAUGAUUUACGGGUUCUCGAAGGGUUUGCUGCUCUCAUGGCAUCGGGAAAGCAACCAGUGGCCGAUACCCCCGAGGUUAUGCUUCCAAAGCUUGCGUAUCUCACAUCAGUCCUUGAUACCGCCUGGGCGUUGGGACUGGGGAAACAACGCACGGCGGAACUGUUAUCGUUAAUGGGAUUCAUGGACGCCCACCUUCAGUGGUUGGUACCACUGCAAUGGAUGGUGAAAUUACGUCCAUUAUGGGCAUUGUUGGCCCAAGCAGCAGAUGCUCGUACUCGUCUGUUGAUUGAGCCAUCCAACCCAAUAAAAUUUCCACCGUUGGAAUCAGCGGAUGAUCUAUUCUUAACCCUUGUCGCUAACAAGUUCGAGAUGUAUCAUUACAUCUAUGAGAUGUGUCUGUGGUUGGAUCAGCCCACCCCAUCCAAUGAUGAAGAGCUUCGAGAGACCCUCAGUGACUACGCGGCAAAGCUUUUGAGAUUACUUAAAAAGUUGGUGCUGCUGCUUGUGGCACUCGUGGCAUCAUUAGCCACUGUGUAUAAGUAUACGAUUGCUCCAUGGAUCCAACUUGCUGUUGGCCAACUGUUCCGCAUGAUCAAGUUUGUCAAGACCGUCGUCGACGGCCUUGCAUUUGCGCUUCCAGCGUUGGGUCCAGAUCUUGUCCAACGAAUGAUGAAGGUUCACACAGAUCUCUCGCAAGCAUACAUUCAGUUAACCCUGAACUACUUGGGAUUGCUGUUAGGACCUGCUGCCAUUGAGAAGUUGAAAGCAACGGUCAAUGGCUACGAUCUUCAAUUUGUGGUGCCGGUGCGUCCACCGUCACCAAAACCGAUGACGGGAGCUCAAGUCAUGGCCAGCUGGCGAGGUCAUUGGAAACCCCAAGUCAUGCAAUGUAUUAUUGACGAAACCACAAACGGGUGGUGUUGA
This is a messenger RNA of Diutina rugosa, 1845 nucleotides long. It is a transcript of the gene RGT1, whose product is annotated as Rgt1p. The record is from RefSeq and is a predicted model, not a curated record. The transcript has a single exon. The coding region runs from base 1 to 1845 and encodes 614 amino acids. Lineage: Eukaryota; Fungi; Ascomycota; Pichiomycetes; Serinales; Debaryomycetaceae.